AUGACGUUUUAUUGUGCUUCUUCGAAAGAAGAGGAAGAAUUGUCCUUUUCAUCGACUUCUACUAUGGACUCUGACUAUGAGAUACCAGUUGCACUGCAGAAACUACACGUCUGGACCAAUGAGCGUGUAUCUACUCGAGUUUCGCAGACGUUGAGUACCCUGAAUACCAUUCGGGAGAGCGAGUCGAUGCGUUUUAGUAUGGUGACGGCUAAUAAAUGGAAGAAAAUGGGCUAUCAUCCUUAUAAGCCUGACGCCUUGGGAUACACGGCAUUGCAUCGUGCUGCGAAACGUGGUGAUGAAGCUGUCGUGACGUCUCUCCUUGCCAUGUACGACGGCAAAGCCAUUGACUUGGCCUCGAUUCAGUCUCAUAAACAGCAACAGAUUGCGCUACAUAUUGCAGCCAAGUAUGGUAACCUUGAAGCUGCUCGACUGCUAGCUGCGCCGGAAUUUCGACGACUUGUCAACAUGCCCGAUCGCAAUGGCAACACCCCGUUGCAUUUUGCUGCUACGUGUUCUGCACCGUCAGCGGUGAAGGUUGUCGCAUUACUCUUAAUGCGAGGAGCAGACCCGACAAUCAAGAGCAAGCGAGAUGUCUUUCCCAUCGUUGCUAGUGUGCUCACGGCACAAGGUGAGGACGACCCGACGAUCGUACAGUUACUCAUGAAAAAUGGCAGUGACCCCAAUACUGUCGACGGGGCUGGUAAUACGGUGCUGCAUAUUGCUGUGUCACGGGGGCUGUGGAAGGUUGCAGCAGCUCUUGUAAGUGAAAACGCAGGCAUGACGAUCCGCAACAACCAAGGUGUGAUGGUCCUGGAUAUUCUGUCGCCGGCACAGCUGGCGUGGUUGGUCAAGUUCCUUGUGCAUCCACCUGAGUGGGUACCUUAUGAGACGCAACGCUCUUGCAUGGUGUGCUCGCGCAAGUUUGGUCUGCUUGUUCGACGUCAUCACUGCCGAUUAUGCGGACGUAUUUGCUGCGGUCCAUGCUCUAAGUACAAACGCCGUCUCCCAUUUAAGAACACUUCGAACAAGCUGACGAGAAAGGGGCACCAUGAUAUGAUGAAAGUCUGCAGUACCUGCGUUACCGUUCGUAGCGUUGCGGACACGGACUUAUCGUGGGCAAGCACCACGGUGGACCGAUUGAUAGCAAGUGAUGCUAUUGUAGAUUAUAAUCAUGAUUAUUAG
This is a messenger RNA of Peronospora farinosa, 1182 nucleotides long. The record is from the annotation of a GenBank genome assembly. Lineage: Eukaryota; Oomycota; Peronosporomycetes; Peronosporales; Peronosporaceae.